CUACAGGACAGAGAGACAUGCAUUGCCUUGCUGGUGGGAGCCAAAUAUGGAAUCAGUCAAGUGGUUAAUAGCAAACUCAACAUCGUAACCUUGCUGGCGGAAUUUGCUAACAUAAGCAGAGUGGAGCUCUCUAAAGAAUCUGACAAAGUAAGCAUGGUGAAGAUCUACCUCCAAGAUAUCAAGGUGCUCACUGUACUGCUGGAGUCCAACAGUGCCAAAGAUCUGGCUUGUCUCAUCAGUGGUUACUACAGAAUGUUUGUAGAUUCAAGCAGCUCCAUAUUCAUCUGGGAGGAGAGAAAACCUCAAAUGCACCGGAUCUCUGCUGAGGAAGGAUAUGAAUCUAGAACCUGCAGUGACUCUGAAGAAUCUUCUGAGCUAGAUUCCUCCUUGGAUCGGUUCUCAGACACACAUUCACCUAAGUACAGCAGUAUUAGUCCCCCAAUUGAGGAGGAAGGAGAGCAGCAAGAGCUGGAGCAAGAAAGGAAGACCUUGGAGGCCAAAGAAAUGAGCUUUUGCAAUGGGUACAACAUAAGCGAUAGCCUUUCAGAAGCCUCUGAUUCAGCCAACACAGAAAGCAGGGGGCCAAAGUCCAGUGGCUCAAGUGACUCUCUGGAUGCCUUGGAAGAAGAUGAUUUAGAAGCGUGCUCAGCAAGCAGGCCGGAGAUUUUUCAGUUUUGUAACUCUGCCCUUCAGAAACUGGCCAAUAAUGACAAGAUGCUUUUUAGUGCGGAUGGAGAUGAGGAAAGCAGAACAUCACAAGAAAGUUUUUUUUCUUUCCUCCUGCCAUCCCUGGUAUCCAGUCCGGUUCUUCCACAAUCAGAAGAGGAAUCCAAAAGAGAAAAUGGUGUGAGCAUUCUAGAGUCCAAGUUGGCCAAAAGCAACGCCAUGGACUACUACAGCCUCUGUGCCAAUCUCUCACCAGCCAGCAGUGGAGGGAAGCAUACCCAGAGCAACAGUCCUGAAAGCUGCUCUUUGCAGGAGCCUGAAGACCAUGAGAAAAUCAGCGAGGGCCAGGCUCCUGUCUUUGUCUUGAGAUCUCCCCCUGGCUUUGAAAAGACUAAUUCAGAUGAUAACAUCUGUGAUGGAAGCAAAAGGAUGAGCCCAGCUGAGCCACAAGCAGGUUCUGAAAUUUUGCCCCUACACCGUUCCCAAGAGUUGCCAUCUUGUGGCAGUUUGGAUGAAAACAUCCUGUCAAGGCAAAGUAGAAGGAUGAAAUCCAAGCUAGGAAAAGACCCAACGUGUGCCAAUAAUUUGAGGAAAAGAAGGUCCUUCCUCGAGACAAAUUAUACUUCCCAAGUUAGUUUCCCCAGCACUUCACCUGAAGCGCUGGAAACCAGUGUUUGUUGCAAUAAAGACACUACCAUUUCAGGAGUUUCAAACCCCGCAGCUGAGUCUUUAUGGAAGGAACCCCAGCAAAUUCCCAAUCUUCUUGAAGUCACACAGAAAACCCAGGUGGUCCAAAAUUCAACCUCUUCAUCUGAUUCAACAGAAAUGAGGCAGAAUUCAUCAGUACUCAAUUCAGUUUUGUGCCUGGCCUCUGCGCAGGCAAGUGGAGGAAGUUUAGACUCAAGCGAUUGCUCUUUAAAUUCUUUUUAUAUGCCCCCUCAUCACAGUCCACAUUUAAGUACACCAGAAAUUAAUUUUCACCCGGAAGGUCUUGAUCCCACUUGUGAAAUAAAAACAGAAAAGCUUACAGAAAUAGCUAAGCAAGUUCGGGGACAUUGUGAAGUAAAAGCAGAGUGUUCUGUAAAGCAAGGACUUGACAAAAAAGUGAGGACAAUCAAAGCUACGCCUCCAACAGGAGUCAGUUAUGUAUUGAUUGAAGAAAUAAUACACACUACUACCAAGCCUUCUGGGUCUCAGAACAGCACCCAAGGCAAACCUUCGUCUUUCGCCCCAAUCUUGGACCUGGAUUCUCUCCCUGCAGAGAAAGCUAAGAAACAGGAAUGGGUUAUGUUAGAUCCCUGCAAGAGAGCCAAAGGUGACUCCAUCUUGUGUGAUUCCGGCCAGGCCCAUGGAGACUUAAAGCUUGAAGAAGGUAUCAGCCAAUUGUCAAAAAAGGGUGCUGCACAGAAAUCAGGAGAUGAAAAACAUCUGGGGAUUUCAAAUGUAACUCAACUAUUUUUCAACUGCAGUGAUACAUCAGGCCAAAUUUGCUGGCCAAAUUUCAGUUCAGCAGCAGAAAAUGCAAAAAGCUGUCAGCAAUCAGAUCAUGAGUGCCAAGGAAUUACUAGCCGAAAUGGCCUAGGCGUUAAUAAUUUAGCUUUAAAAGAUGGCAUUAUAAAUCAAGUCCCAGCCCACUUAUCAGCUGUGAGUAUGUCUCAUAAUCUGUGCCAAUCUACAGACAUUGCUGGUGACUUUAAAACAAGGGGGGGAAACCUCACAGGAAAUGCUCUCCUGAAAGAUGAUAAUAAGAGAUCCAGUUCACUAAUGGUUUCCUCAGAGGAGAACACAGAACAAAGCAAAACUGAUAAUUCAGCUGAACAGGGCUACCCUUCAUUUGACAUUUCGUCUAAAGCAGCCAGGCCCAGUGGGAAAAACUGUACUUCAGAUCUAUCCUUUCUCUCUUCUGACAAUGCCACUGAAGGUGCAGUGGCUUUCAGUGACACAGGUCCACCAGGUUUAGUGAAUUCUGAGGAAACAUUUAUACCCAGACAUAAACUGGAGAGAUGCAGCUGCCAGUUGUCUUAUGCAAGCUGUUUCCAUGGGGUAGACAAUGAAGCAGAAUUAGACAGCACCAAACCUUUCGCAAGUAGCAUUUCUGAAGGACCCUUAACAACUCCACCUUCAACAAGAAACCCACUGCCUUCAGAUUUUAAUCCCACCAGGCACCACCAAGAACAUAUUUAUAUGAACGGGACCCCCAGAGAUUCUCAGAAUCACAGAUACCUCCCAGAAUUGCCUAUCAAAGAACUGAGCUAUAUGAAAGAAAAAUGGUCUAUCUCGCCACUUGACUUCUGCCAUUUGUUAGGAGAUGUAGUAGAGCUAAAGGAAAUUUUAAGGCGGUCUUCAGGAAACCAAAGAAAACAUCCAGUGGAACAAUGUGCUGCCUUUUUUUCAGAAAACAAGAAUGCCUUGUAUGUGGAAUCACAGAGAUUGUUAGUUAAUUGCCAGAAGAUUAUCGAAGCACAAGGGCCUUCUCCCGAGACACCAGUCAUAGUUCAAAAGACCUUCCAAAACCUUCUCCAGUUGACGGAAGUAUGCCUACAGUUCACAGACUGUGACUUUUGCAGUAGUGGGCACAUAGACCUUAAAAUCAACCUGCGGGAUGUUUUAUGUAGCUAUCAACAGUUUUUGGAAGCAUGUAGGCAAACUCAUGAGAAGGAUUACUCCAGUCUAAGCUUAAAACUUUGUGUGUGUCAAUAUACAGCCCUCACUGCUUCCCUUUUCUGCCUUACACAGCAGUUCAAAGCUUCAUCCUGCACAUGAGAUGGAUUUGCUAAGCUGUCUCUUCCUGCUUCUCCUUUCUUUGCACUAACACUACAGCUAUUGUUAAAUUCAUUAUAAAGAGAAUUAGCUAUUUUGAAAACUUGCAUUUUUUUGUGACCUUCUGAGUUGGCCUGAUAAAUGUAUAACCCUGGGAGAUUCUAAUAAAAGCAGGGGAUGUGUAAAAGAAUGGCUUGAAGGAAAACUGA
Thamnophis sirtalis is the source of this 3635-nucleotide messenger RNA. The record is from RefSeq and is a predicted model, not a curated record. Lineage: Eukaryota; Metazoa; Chordata; Lepidosauria; Squamata; Natricidae.